CUGAGAAAAGCAAGCUUGAAAGUGAAAAAAUGCAUUCACAAAUCGAGCAAACGCGUCAUCAGCUCAAAGAAGAGGCAACUCGUCGUCGCGAAGAGUUGGAGCGCGCUGCACAAUUAUCUGCUGAAGAAAUUCGCGUGAAGGCUCAAGCUGAGUACGAUCGUAUUUUGAUGCAAGCUAGAACGGAUGCUGCUUUAGAAAUCACCAAAGCUCGUGAAACAUUGCGAGAUAGCGUGGCGGUUUUAGCGGUGAAGGGUGCUGAGCAAAUUUUACGACGCGAGGUCAAUCCUUCUGUUCACAAACGUUCAACGGUUGCAAGACCUUAUGCAGAAGCCAUCUUUUCGGUUGCUCAAACAUCAGGAUCGAGUUUAGCCGACUGGGAUCAUUGGAUGCAAAAAUUAGCCUUGGCAACAAAAGUGCCUGUGCUGAUGAGUUUGCUCAACAACCCUGCAAGUGAUACGUCCAAAUUGCAAGGCGUUCUUAGUAGCGUUGCAACGAGUCCAAAUGCAACAGCAGACCAUGUGGUGACUUUGUUGCUGAAAAAUCGUCGUGCAAAUUUGCUGCCCGAAAUUGCUGAACAGUUUAGCGAAUUUCGUGCCAAAGCUGAGUCGGUUUCUGAGGCAAAAAUCUUUAGUCCAUAUCCUGUAGUCGCUGGUCAACUACAACAGUUGCUGCAGUUGUUGGAAGAGAAAUUUGGUCGGAAAUUGCGCCCU
Molecule: messenger RNA, 710 nt
Organism: Darwinula stevensoni
Lineage: Eukaryota; Metazoa; Arthropoda; Ostracoda; Podocopida; Darwinulidae
Source: the annotation of a GenBank genome assembly